Molecule: messenger RNA, 2189 nt
Organism: Trichobilharzia szidati
Lineage: Eukaryota; Metazoa; Platyhelminthes; Trematoda; Strigeidida; Schistosomatidae
Source: the annotation of a GenBank genome assembly
AUGUCAAAAGAUGAUGACAACACCGAUAGCCAAUUACUACAUUCAAAGUAUUCAGUAACACGUGAAGUAUACACUGUGAACAAGUUUUCAGAAGAGUAUCAUCGAUCAACUGAAGUGCAUAAACCAUUUUCUCUCUCUGCAAUCCUAAGAAGUUGUACAUGUUCAAGAUUUCUUAGUGUUUUAUCCUCUAUUUUUCCAUUUUAUUCUGUAUUGGCUUCAUUUUAUACAUUCCAGUCAUUUCUAUCAGAUGUAGUUGCUGGGAUAACAAUGUCAAUAGUUCAUGUACCACAAGGCAUGGCAUAUGGACUUUUAGCUGGAGCUAAACCUAUAAACGGAUUGUAUACCUCAUUUUUUCCCGCAUUGGUAUAUUUUUUCUUUAGUACAUCACGCCAUGUAUCAGUAGGUACUUUUGCUGUUGUUGCCCUGUUGACGUCUGAUCCUGUUGACAGACUAGUCGCAAAAUUCGAUACAAACAAUCGUUCCUUAGAAAAAUAUCAAGUUUUCAAUGAAACUCAGUUAGAUGAUUUUCGUGUUAAGAUUGUCGUGACUGUUUGUAUUCUAGGCGGAAUAUUUCAACUCUUGUUAGGUAUAUUUCGUUUGGGCAUGUUAGUUGUAUAUAUGUCAGCACCACUCUUGGGUGGUUUCACAUGUGCAUCUGCUGUCCACGUUUUCGCUAGUCAAUUGAAUGGAUUAUUCGGUAUACGUUUAAAUCGUGCUACAGGACCAGGUCGUAUUUUCUUUAUAUUGAUCAACUUUGUCAAAGUGGUCAGCAAAACUAAUUUAGCCACACUAUUAAUGUCUUGUAUAUGUAUUAUAACUAUUUGGAUAUUCAGACAUUUUAUCAAUCCUAGAGUUACUGCGAAAAUACGCUUUGCAAUACCAAUUGAAUUGAUUGUACUUGCUGUCUGUACCAUUAUAUCAGAGUUUUGUUCAUUGAAUGAAAAAUAUGGUGUCGCUAUUGUUGGCAAAAUUCCAGUUGGUCUACCAUCGCCAAUUGUUCCUGAUGUCAAGUUGAUACCAGAAGUUUUAAUGGAUUCAGUGAUUAUUUCCUUUGUUGCAUUAGCGACAACAAUUUCAUUGGUGAAAUUAUACGCUACAAAAGAGGGUUAUGAUGUCGGAUAUACUCAGGAAUUGACUGCUCUGGGAAUGGCCAACAUAAUAUCUGGAUUCUUUCGCUGUCAACCAGCCUCUGGUGCUUUAGCUCGUUCCUCUGUUGCUUAUGGCGUUGGAAUGUGCUCCCAGGUUGCUUGUCUGAUAUCCUGUUCUAUUAUAUUACUUGUUGUUACUUUCGUUGGACAAUUUUUACAAAGUGUACCAAUGUGCACUUUGUCAUCGAUUAUUGUCGUCUCCCUUGAAAGUAUAAUUCUACAAAUUUUAGACUUACCAAAGUUAUAUCGUGUUUCAGUAUAUGAUAUGCUUAUAUGGCUUGUAACAUUUCUAGCCACAACGUGUAUUGAUGUCCCGAUUGGUCUAGUCACAGGAUUAGGCUUUUCCCUAUUAACAGUAUUGUAUCGUACACAGUCGUCAUAUUACUAUGAACUUGGUCAAAUUCCCGGUACAAAUAUUUAUGUUGAUGUGAAAAAAUAUGAUGAAGUUCAACCCAAUAUUACUAAACAAUUGAAAUUUAUUAUCUUAGAUAUAUCCUCUUGGACAUAUUUAGAUGUUGUUGGUAUGCGAACUGUGACAGAUCUAGUGAAAUGUUACGGUGAAUUAGGCAUUCGUAUUCUCUUCACUGCAUGUGAUCCACAGAUAAAAUCUGUUCUAACAAGUGGUGGUGGCAGUUUGACAUCAUCACAAAUUGACCAUAUGUCAUUUAUUAGUAUUCAUGAUGCUGUCAUCUAUUGCCAAAGUUUCCUCUCCAAUAAUGAUUUGUAUAAAAGAAAUACAUCUUCCAGUAAUAUGAAUAAUGCAUUGAAAAAUGAAUAUAUUGUAAAAGAAGAUAGAUUAAAGUUAUCGGGGAGUAAAGAACUACUCGCUGUAACAUAUUCUGAUCCUGUGGUCAUUGAAGACACAUACUUGGAGGAUGCGCUCAUCAAGACAACGAAAUUAUAAUGAGACUAUGAUGCCUUUAAUAUCCCCUUUAAUGAUGAUUAUGUCUCGGAAAAAAUUCUUAAUCCAAUCUCGCAUUAUGUUUAAAUUUCAAUAAAUAAUCCAUUUUGAGAUUUAUUGGUACAAACAAACAAACACAA